Messenger RNA from Boleophthalmus pectinirostris (great blue-spotted mudskipper), 1725 nucleotides. RefSeq names its product apoptosis regulator BAX. The record is from RefSeq and is a predicted model, not a curated record. NCBI's taxonomy places the organism in Eukaryota, Metazoa, Chordata, Actinopteri, Gobiiformes, Gobiidae. Gene Ontology annotation, molecular function: protein homodimerization activity; channel activity; protein heterodimerization activity. Gene Ontology annotation, cellular component: mitochondrial outer membrane. Bases 84 to 656 code for a protein of 190 amino acids. Gene Ontology annotation, biological process: positive regulation of apoptotic process; release of cytochrome c from mitochondria; extrinsic apoptotic signaling pathway in absence of ligand. The transcript is spliced from 6 exons.
AGUUUGAAUAAAGAUAAAGCUUGACCAAGAACAACAAAACAUGUCACGUGACUGUGCGGAAAUUUGCCAAACACAGAGGCAAGAUGGCAUCGCACUCGGGAGGAGGCGAUCAAGGUAAAAAUGAGAUUCUGGAAGUUGGAGCUGUUUUGUUAAAAGAUUUCAUAUAUGAGCGAGUCAGAAGGCAUGGUGAAGGCAACGCUGUGGUUACCAGGGAACAGUUGGGAGCGCGAGAACUGUGCGACCCAAAGCACAAAAAACUUGCCCAGUGUCUCCAGCAGAUCGGUGAUGAACUGGAUGGAAAUAUGGAACUCCAAAGGAUGAUAUCAGACUCGUCACUAAGUCCAACAAAGGACAUUUUUAUGAAAGUUGCCAUUGAGAUAUUUUCAGAUGGAAAAUUCAACUGGGGAAGAGUAGUUGCAUUAUUCUACUUUGCUUGUCGACUUGUUAUUAAAGCUCUUCUGACUCAUGUUCCUGACAUCAUUAGAACAAUUAUCAGCUGGACCCUGGACUACCUCCGUGAACAUGUGAUCAACUGGAUCAGAGACCAGGGUGGCUGGGAAGGAAUUCGUUCUCAUUUUGGCACCCCCACAUGGCAAACGGUCGGUGUAUUCCUGGCUGGAGUUCUCACCACUGUUCUUGUAAUUCGUAAAAUGUGAAGAGUUGGACAAACGGAUAAAGGAUUGAAAAAUAAUAAAAAGUUGGCCAGGACAAGAGAAAUCAGAGCAAAUAAUAAGAAGCUAUAGCAUGGCAUGAGCUUCACUCUUUUCUCCUGCCUCGGGGUUGUUAGAGAUCAAGAGUUGGACUGGACGGUUGUGGCAUACUUCUGAAUGCCGUUAAUGAAUUAAGCAGUGCAUGAAUCACUGCAGACUGCAACAGUGGGAGGUUGGCUGAUGGGAAUGGAAAAUACAUUUUUUUAGUAAUUUAUUUUUUAUGGUAUAAAAAUAGGAAUUGUCACUGCAGACUGUUUUCUUGUAGAAUGAUAUAAGGCAGGUUGAAUGAAAUCAGUUUCAGUCUCUUCACAAUAUAUUCUCAUUUGAAUCUUUUGAAUUUGAAUCCUUUGAUUCAGUUUGUUGUUCUCAACUUCCUCCUUAUCAUGGUGUCUGUAUGCGUCCUCAUGCGUUUGUGUUUACUGGUGUAAACCAACACCAAGUGAUGUGGUUGGAAAAGAUGAUAUACAGAAAAUAUAUUGCAAAAACUGCCCAUAUCAAAAAUCAAGUAAUUUUCUACUGUCACUGCAUGUAUUGGAAGUUUUUAAGCCCGUAAUAUGGAUUAAUAUGGAAUAUGUUCUAUAUGUAAACUGAAAUUCUUCCCUUGUCUUUGUUAUGUGGUCAUGCAUCGUGGCCUAAAUGUUUAGAUUUUACAAGAAUUCUGCCUGUAUGUUUUUGCUUUGUCAUACAGAGCAACGAGAGUUAUUUCCUGUUGGAAACCAGGCAGUUGCUCUGUAAAGAAAGUGCACUGGAUUGCUCACAGAUGCUUACCUCACCUUUUAUAAGUACUGUAUAAUGUGGGCUAUUCAAACAAUCAUUCAAGCAAAAUACCUUUGAUAUUAUUUGGUUGUCAGUUGUCAGUGCCUUCAUGUGUUUUUUUUACUCAAACUUUGAUAUUUCAGAUUUUUCACAUUUUCUAUCACAUUUGUAAUGAUUAAGAUUUUCUCCCUGAAAUCCCUUUGCAGUGACCUUGUAUGUUGCAAAAUGGAAAAUAAAAGCUUUAAUAAUUAUUGUAAAA